UUUAUAUUAACGCCAGAGAGAGAGAGAGAGAGAGAGAGAGAGAGACCAUUCAUUUCUUCAUUCUUCUUCCCCUCCUUGUAUUCUACUACUUCUCCACCAAACCCAAACGAGAUCCAAGAGAUAACCCACAUUCACUAACAAAUAUGAUCGAAGAACGCCGCGCUGGCGCCCCCUACGGCGUCCUGCUGGUGGUGGUGGUGGUGGCGUUGAUGGUAAUGCCGUCGCUGCUGGAAGACAAGGGCGAGGCCGUGACCGAGUUCAUCGCCGAGCUGCUCAGCCCGGUGGGGCUGCUGUUCCUCCCCAUCGUCCUCCUCCUCGUCAUCCAGUUCCUCUCCUCCGAGAGCGGCUCCUUCGUCUCCACCCUCUUCUCCACCGGCGAGCCCAACACCAUCCACCGAGUCAGCGGCUCCCCCGUCGGCGUCGCCCUCUUCCUCCUCCUUUUCGUCUUCCUCCUCUACAACCGCGUCUCUAUCUUCGGCGGCGGCGACGACGACUCCGGCGACUGAUGAUGGCUGUACCGAGUUGGAUCUGUUUUGUAUUUUUGAUUAAUUAAUUUGACUUGCUUUUGCUUCUUUGUUUGUACACAUAUAUAGGGAGUAUAAUAGAGCUGUGUGUGAACAGAACUCGGCGUCGGUGGAUGCUGUUGGUGCUGGGUGGGUGUGUGGGGCAUGGUUGUAAUUUUGCGGACGGAAACAGUGGACUUUGAAUUUUUUGCUGCUCUA
Diospyros lotus (date-plum) is the source of this 722-nucleotide messenger RNA. RefSeq lists its product as uncharacterized. The transcript has a single exon. NCBI's taxonomy places the organism in Eukaryota, Viridiplantae, Streptophyta, Magnoliopsida, Ericales, Ebenaceae. Bases 144 to 506 code for a protein of 120 amino acids. The record is from RefSeq and is a predicted model, not a curated record.